AUGAAGUCCCUUCUUCAGUUAGGUGGUUUCAACUUGACAAAAUGGACGUCAUUAUCGAGAGCUGUGAUAACAGCUUUACGAGAAUUCGGCUCCGCGUCGCCAACCCUAGAUCUGGACUUGGAGAAACUCCCUGUGGAAAGAACGCUGGGAGUAAUGUGGGACAGCGAGAGAGAUAUGCUGACAUUCAAGAUUUGGAAGCCGUCGAACCACGAGACACUCACAAAGCGAGCCUUCCUAAGCAUCAUUUCUAGUGUCUAUGACCUGCUGGGACUAGUCGCACCUGUUAUCUUCAUAAUGAAGUCCCUACUCCAAGACAUCUGGACAAACGAAGAACGGAUUGGUUGGGAUGACGUUUUACCUGAAACACUGAGCCAACGUUUCUAUUGCUGGUAUGACCAUCUGGAAAAUAUGGAGUCUCUGUCAGUUCUGAGAUGCUUCCGUUUUAAACGAGGACGUUGGACUCAACAGCACCUCCACGUCUUCACGGAUGCAAGCUUCAAAGGUUACGGAGCAGUGGCCUAUUUCCGCACUGUAUUAGAAGAUCAGUCCAUCAAAGUGUCUUACGUUAUGUCGAAAACACACGUCACGCCGGUGAAAGGCCUCACGAUUCCACUUUUAGAGCUCCAAGCGGCAGUAGAAGGUCUCAACAUCGCCCAAACGAUUUGUCAUGAGCUGGAAAUCGAUUUGCGGCAAAUAACCUUCCACUGGGACUCACAAACGGUGUUGCGGUGGAUCCGUUCCAAAACCUGCGUAUUUGAAGUCUUCGUCAACAACCGCAUUGGAAAAAUACUCCGGAACACAGGUCAUCGACAAUGGCGUCAUGUUGCUGGAGACUUAAACCCAGUGGACCUCUGCAGUAGGGGUAUCGAUCCAAAGGAUGUCAACAAAUUGGUCUACUUCCAUUGA
This is a messenger RNA of Daphnia carinata, 906 nucleotides long. RefSeq lists its product as uncharacterized. Bases 1 to 906 code for a protein of 301 amino acids. NCBI's taxonomy places the organism in Eukaryota, Metazoa, Arthropoda, Branchiopoda, Diplostraca, Daphniidae. Gene Ontology annotation, molecular function: nucleic acid binding. The transcript has a single exon. The record is from RefSeq and is a predicted model, not a curated record.